AUGACGGGGUUGGUGGAUCUCGUCCCGAUCCGGGGGACUUCGCCGGAGUUGGCCGGGGACGCGGCCGGAGAGGAGGAAGACGGCCAGAGAGGACGAAGGGGGACCGGAUCUGAGGCACUCCUCGCCGGAUCCGGCGCCCACGACGGCGGAGGCGAGGCUAGACGGUGGCGGAGGGCGGGCGAGCGGGCGGCGGCGGCUGAUCUCGGGCGCGGGUCGGGCGGCGCGCCAGCGCCGGAGGCGGGCGGCGACCGGAGCGGAGGGGCGCAGGGCGGCGAGGCGCGGCGUCGCGGCCGCGGACAGGCGAAGGCAGCGGGGCGAAGGCUGGGGCGCUCGGGGCGGCGGGCGCGGUCGGGCUCGCGCGGGCCCACGACCGCGGGGACGGCGCGGGGCUACGUGGUGUGA
Molecule: messenger RNA, 402 nt
Organism: Aegilops tauschii subsp. strangulata
Lineage: Eukaryota; Viridiplantae; Streptophyta; Magnoliopsida; Poales; Poaceae
Source: RefSeq, a predicted model, not a curated record